Messenger RNA from Salmo salar (Atlantic salmon), 2956 nucleotides. RefSeq names its product leucine-rich repeat-containing protein 38. Gene Ontology annotation, cellular component: voltage-gated potassium channel complex. The record is from RefSeq and is a predicted model, not a curated record. Lineage: Eukaryota; Metazoa; Chordata; Actinopteri; Salmoniformes; Salmonidae. Gene Ontology annotation, molecular function: potassium channel activator activity; transmembrane transporter binding; voltage-gated potassium channel activity.
CUAGUUGCUAUUUACCUCUGUGUUAAUCCACACCCCCUCCCUCCCUCUUUCUCGCUCGAUCCCGCUCUCUCACUCCUCCCCUUAUUCCCUCAAAGCCAGCAGGCUGCUACUCGAUACAGACCGCUUGCUACAUGAUCUCCUGGAAAACACUGUUCCGCAUCUCUCUUGCCACUCGAUGGCCGGGCCUUUGUAGAUUAUACACCAAGCGGAAGAAAGAUGCCAGCGCCAGGACAUUGACUCCUUUCCUCCUUCUGCUUCCCCCUCCCCUUCCUUAAUCUCCCACCUCUUGAUCUCUACCCACCCCCCGUGCCCUCUCCUGUCCUGUGCCCCCUUCCUCCCAACCUCCCCCUCCCCUACCCUACCUAAAGUCUUGCUCUCCCUCUCACCCCCUUGACAAUGUUACCAUGCAUUAACUGGCUUCAGCCUUUCCUUGCCUUGCUCUCUUCCACCUUGCUGACUCGGGGCCACAACUGUCCGUCCAGCUGCCUGUGUCCAGACCACCACACCGUGGACUGCCAGGGCCAAGGUCUCACCCGCCUCCCAAGCCCCAUCCCCCUGGACGUCCGCCGCCUCCUGCUCUCUGACAACUGGAUUCCCUUGAUCCCCUCGGAUUUCCUGGUUCUGUACAGCGACCUGGUCUACCUGGACCUGAGGAAUAACUCCCUGUCUGGGCUGGAGCCUGGCACCCUCAGCACCUCGUCCCGCCUGGUCUUCCUGGACCUGGGCAGCAACAACCUGACAGAGAUCCAGUCAGAGACCUUUGGAGAGUCCAGGAGCCUGAUUAAGUUGCGGCUGGGGAACAACCCCUAUCUUAGCCUGGUGGAGGAGGACGCUUUCCUGGGCCUAACCUCGCUGCGGGUGCUGGAGCUGGAGAGAAACGGCCUGCAGGGGCUGGACGUGGGGGUGCUGGAGCCCCUAACCUCACUCCGGGUGCUGCGUCUGGAGGGCAACCCCUGGGUGUGCAACUGUCACUUUGCUAAACUCUUUGUGUGGCUGAUGGAGAACCGCCACAAGCUUCCAACGGGUAUGGAAGGGUUGGAGUGCUCCCUCCCCAUGGACGGGAGUCUUAUGUCCCUGAGUCUGCUCUCUGAGGCCAGUUUCCGGGAGUGCCGGGGCUACCUCUCCCUCACGGAUAUCCUCAUAGUCAUCUUCUCGGGCAUCUCCGUCUCUGUGGUAGCCAUCAUAGCCAGUUUCUUUCUGGCCUCUAUGGUCCACUGCUUCCAGCGCCUGGGCAAAGCCGGUCAGGCAGACGAGGAGGAGGGCAACGACUGAGGGAGAGAAAGAGUGUGAUCUGGGACCAUAUUCAGUGUCACUGCAGACAUUGCAGACCCUGACUACAUACCUUGUAAGAGGGCCAGGAAGAAGGGCAGGAAAAUGGAAGAGUAAGUCAAGGACAACAAGGGAGUAUUUGGCCCAGAAAUUGGGCCAAAAGGCUCUUACCAUGUGAAUUCCUGCUCGCCGCAUUGGUGCAUUGGUGGCAGUCAGAGACACACCAGGAGGGGUGCUAGGGCAGUGGGUUAAACCAUACGCUUGAAUAAUACAAAUGUUUUCUUAGCACUGCCUUAGUGUACACAGCCUUACUACCUUACUUUGAAGAGAUCCUCCAGCAUUCCCUUGAAAUCGUAAUACUAUAUUUGGGCUGUACUUUAAGUCUAACAUGAGGUAAAAUUACUUGCACCACCCUUUCAAAGAGGACUAUUCCUCUGCUGCCAGGGGCAAACAGGUUCUUUGAGAUUUGGGUUGAGCUGAGCGGUAAAAGGAUAGAGAGGAGGACAAGGCACAGGCACACUGCAGUCUAAUGCAUAACUAUGUCCAUUGCAGUGAUUUGAGUAGCAACCUACUUAACCUUUGUUUACCAAAGAGCAGGCUGAAUGAGAAGAUUCUAUUGUUACAAUAUAGAACCCAGAAAUCGGAUAGCAUGAGCUAUCAACAAGGAUGUUACACUAAACUGUGACACAAACUCUCAAAUGCAAAAUCAAGUAAAUAUGGAGGAUGUUGUUACAAUAUCUGUUUUUGGAGCACAAAUGUAGCCUGACUAUGUUUGGCGAGACAACGCCCUAAGGAGUUGGCAAGAGAGCACAAGCAGUCUGGCACUUAGGCUAGCACAAAUGUAAUAUUGGUUAAAAAACAAUCAAACAUUAGGUACAGUAUACUGUAUAGAACAAUAUGCUAAAAUAACCUGCCAUUUAUGACCCACAAAUGUAACUAUGGAAAUAAUUAUAUUAUACAGCUUGUACUGUAAGUGGACCAAUGUAUUUUCCUGUUUCAGGCAUAAUUAUUUUAUUUAUUUUUUACAUUUGAACAAAAGGUUUAUAUUGAUACUGAAGCUUUUGUUGAUGUUUUGGUUGUUUCAUUUAUUUUUUGUACAAAUUAAGUCUUCUCUUGUUUGUAUGGGGAUUUCACAUAGUAACAGUAUUGUCACAUCUGCAAAGACUCUAAUUCCAAGCUAGGAGGGCUAAGGUAAAAACUAAUUCAGUGUUUCGUCGUCUUCAUCAUCCUUGAUGUUUGGGCCUUCCAGCCUUUUCCUGUGUCGGCCUUUAUAUCCUCAAUAGACCAGCAGCUAGUAGCAGCCAGGUGAAAUUGAUGAAUGAAUGCUAUAGGUCAAUGAUGUCAUGUGUAUUGUUUGGCUAAGAGAAUAGUGAAACAACUGGUAGAUCAUAAAUGAAAACCAGCAUAGUCACAGAUGCUUCAAGACCUGAGUUUUGAACGGGUGUCCAUCUGUCUCACUUAUGUUGCUUCAGUCAAACUGUAUCUGUCUCUGGCACUCGUAACCCACCAAUGAGAUUUGCUGGCGCUUGUAACCCACCAGUGAGAUUUGAGAUCCCAAAAACAGAUGAAGGGCUUUUUUUCUGUCAUGAUGCACCAUAACAAACACCUUGAAAAGAUAAUCAUGGGGUUGCAAAGUGCAAUAUAAAAAAAUGUAAAGAGAUAAAAUAAAGUGGUAAAAUACACACAC